GUUUGUGGGAUCGAAUACAGGGUCUUAGGCUUCAAAUCAAAAAUUUUUGAUCACGGAGCUAGGGACAUAGCCCCAGAGGUUUGGUGUACGCUUGUUUGGUAAAACGGUGAAGAGAAAUAAAAGAUCACAAAAAUCUCAGCCGCAAAUCUUGUAUAAAUGGGGCAUGUGUAACUCUGGCGAAUAUAAAUGUAUAUAUAGCCGCAUCCUGAUCAUAAAGCCCUCAUUCUUUCUUUUUAUAUUUUCUCGUGACAAAAUGACGAAUAUUACGUAUUAUGACUUGGAACUCGAAGGUUUAGAAGGUGUCGUGUUUUCUCCAAAUACAGCCAAGACCAGAUACACAUUAAACUUCAAGGGUAUCCCUUAUCAUACAGAGUGGGUAAAUUUUAAAAGCCUGAAAGAAAUUAUACCCAAAGUUGUCCCUUAUGAAGGAAGACCCACUGUACCAGUCAUAGUGAACGAUGGAAAGGGCAUUCGAGAAUCUUGGGAUAUUGCUAACUAUCUUGAAGAAGCUUUUCCAGAUAAACCCUCUGUUUUUAAUGGCAAUCCGGGUGUUCACAAAUUCUUUGAAACCUAUAGUUAUAAAAAUAUCACCGUCAAUCUUUACAAACUAGUUGUUCUUGAUAUUCAAGAGCGCAGUGUUGACAAAGAGUGGCACCGUCAAGAUCGCGAAAAGCUGAUUGGUAUGCCUUUGGAGAAGUUCGCUGGACAUCCUGACGAUCAUAAGCCUGCAUUAAAGGAGGCUUUGACCCCUGUCCAUGCUGUACUUCAAAAGUAUCCUUUUGUUACUGGAGAGAAAGCGGGAUAUUCUGAUAUCGUACUUGCAGCUGCCUUUGUUAUGCUCAAUGCUAUAAGACCUGACUUAUUCCACUCUCACUUAUUGGAUCUCUUUGAAGAUGAUGUCUUGUCAAACUGGUGGAAGCGUACAGAAUUCUUUCGUCAAUAAACUACUGUACUAGUAUUAUGACAUUGCAUUGCAAAUUGUCAAUAAAAUAAAGAACAAAUUCUAGCAUAAAAGUAACCACA
Messenger RNA from Rhizopus microsporus ATCC 52813, 1023 nucleotides. RefSeq lists its product as uncharacterized. The transcript has 4 exons. Gene Ontology annotation, cellular component: cytoplasm. NCBI's taxonomy places the organism in Eukaryota, Fungi, Mucoromycota, Mucoromycetes, Mucorales, Rhizopodaceae. The record is from RefSeq and is a predicted model, not a curated record. The coding region runs from base 254 to 943 and encodes 229 amino acids.